GUACUAUACAUUGAUUGCCAAGCAUUUUUAGUUGUGUACGUAAAGGUGUACUUAGAGUUGAAUGACAAAGAAUAUAAUUAUUCUGAGAGUACAUAAAAGUUACUCUAGAUUUUAGCGAUGUUAGCUGCUCUUUGGAUUCUUAUCGUGAUCAGUACAUCGUGCUACGGCCUAGAUAAUGGCCUUGCUAAAACUCCACCAAUGGGAUGGCUUUCGUGGGAAAGAUUUCGAUGUAACACGGAUUGUGUUAACGACCCUGAGAAUUGCAUAAGUGAAAAACUUUUCCAAACCAUGACUGAUCUAGUUGUCGCGGAUGGAUAUGCAUCUGCUGGUUACGAAUUUAUUAACAUAGAUGAUUGCUGGUUAGAAAAACACCGCAGUCACGAUGGAAAAUUAUUAGCUGAUCGCCAAAGGUUCCCAAAUGGAAUAAAAGCUUUAUCGGAUUAUAUUCAUUCAAGGGGACUAAAAUUUGGAAUCUAUGAGGAUUAUGGCAACUUUACGUGCGCUGGAUACCCAGGUAUCAUUGGGUAUGAGCAAGAAGAUGCGUUUCAGUUUGCGGAAUGGAACGUUGACUAUGUUAAAUUGGAUGGUUGCUACUCUUUGCCACUUGAAAUGGAUUUAGGCUAUUCCACAUUCGGAAAACUUCUGAAUAGUACUGGAAAACCGAUGGUAUAUUCGUGUAGCUGGCCUGUUUAUCAAAUAUAUGCCGGCAUUCAACCAAAUUUUUCUGCAGUAAAAACAUACUGCAACCUUUGGAGGAAUUAUGACGACAUUCAAGAUUCUUGGACGUCUGUCGAAAAUAUAAUUGACUAUUACGGAAAUAAUCAAGACUUAAUAGCACCAAACGCGGGACCUGGACAUUGGAAUGAUCCAGACAUGUUGAUUAUUGGAAACUUUGGACUAAGCUAUGAGCAAGCAAAAACGCAAUUCGCAAUCUGGUCUAUUUUGGCUGCUCCACUUUUAAUGUCUGUGGACUUGAGAACUAUUCGGCCACAGUUUAAGCGUAUUUUGCAAAAUCGAAAAAUAAUUGCAGUGGACCAGGAUCCACUAGGCAUACAAGGACGAAGAAUUUACAAACAUAAAGGAAUUGAAAUUUGGUCAAAGCCUAUCGGACCACUCUAUGAAAACUUCUACUCCUAUGCAAUCGCUUUUAUCAAUAGAAGAUCUGACGGUACGCCAUCUGAUAUAUCGGUUACCUUAAAAGAAUUAGGACUUAUAAAUUUCAAUGGCUAUCGAGUAGAGGACCUCUAUGAGAAUGUGGACUAUGGCGUCUUAUACCCUAAUACAAAAAUAAAAGUAAAAGUGAAUCCCUCUGGAGUUGUUAUGCUGAAAGGAGAAGUUCAGUUUCCCAAUUAGAUGUAGUCUUUAUUGUCAAAUAAAACAGUUAUAGCUGUAAAUAAUAAAAUACCUGCCACGAUUUCAUUGAUCCUGU
Drosophila miranda is the source of this 1429-nucleotide messenger RNA. Its product is annotated as alpha-N-acetylgalactosaminidase. Gene Ontology annotation, cellular component: cytoplasm. The record is from RefSeq and is a predicted model, not a curated record. Gene Ontology annotation, molecular function: alpha-galactosidase activity. Gene Ontology annotation, biological process: glycosylceramide catabolic process; glycoside catabolic process; oligosaccharide metabolic process. The transcript is spliced from 6 exons. NCBI's taxonomy places the organism in Eukaryota, Metazoa, Arthropoda, Insecta, Diptera, Drosophilidae. The coding region runs from base 118 to 1353 and encodes 411 amino acids.